Molecule: messenger RNA, 705 nt
Organism: Prunus mume (Japanese apricot)
Lineage: Eukaryota; Viridiplantae; Streptophyta; Magnoliopsida; Rosales; Rosaceae
Molecular function (GO): fatty acyl-CoA hydrolase activity
Source: RefSeq, a predicted model, not a curated record
GGUUUUAUCCACUUCCCUCAAACUCAUCCCCUGAAAUGGAUCAGAAUGAAGGAGGAAAACCCAGUAUGGAGAAGGCCAAGAGGUCUCUGGAGCUGACCGACGACGAGUCAGAGGCCGUGUCCAGGCUCGCCGUUCGGCCUCACCGAGCCGGCGCCGGUCCGAGCUUCUACGAGUAUUUCGCUCUCAGAGGCAUCCAAGUCGACCGAGUCGAACCGGGACUCGUCGUCUGUACUUUCAAAGUCCCUCCCCACCUCAGCGAUAGAAGUGGAAGGUUGGCCAAUGGUGCAAUUGCAAACCUCGUUGAUGAAGUGGGUGGUGCAGUUGUUCAUGUUGAGGGCCUCCCUAUGAAUGUUUCAGUGGAUAUGUGCAUCUCUUAUAUGUCAACUGCGAAGCUUCAUGAUGAAUUAGAGAUCACCUCAAGGGUGUUAGGACAAAGAGGGGGUUAUUCGGGAACGAUAGUGCUUAUGAGAAACAAGGUAACUGGGGAGGUUAUUGCUGAAGGUCGACAUUCAUUGUUUGGUAGACAUGCUAGCAAACUAUGAGUCCCUGACUUUAGCAUGUAGUACUAUGUACUAUAUAUGGAGGGAACUCCUUGAGGCAUAGGUUGAAUAAUACUUUCUUCUUGUAAUUAAUUGUUUUUCAUAUUGAAUAAAGAUUGAGAAUCUUGGCAAUAAAGUUAUUCAGGUAUAAUGUUAUGGACCAACA